AUGAGGCUCGCUGCCGCGGUGCUGCUCUUCCUGCCACUGGCUGUAUUGCCAGGUCCUGCCUCGGCGACGAGAGCUGUGGCAUUGGUGCGGCGUGGCUUCCAUGGGUGGAAUGCGACGACAACAUCAGUCGCUUCAAAUCCUACGCCAGCUCAGAUAGACACUGGCUCGAGCAAAGUUGCUACUUCACAUGUACCGUUGGGCCUCAUUUCGUCACAGGCCGCAAGUUCCUUCGUCACCGAGGCGAAGUCGGCUCACGAUAGUUCGUCCACGCAAUCUCAUGGCUCUGUGGGUCAACCGGAGGACCCGGUGUCGCCUGCCCAGAUUCGCACUCUUGCGAUGCCUCCCGAGCAAUCACACGAUGCUCUUACGAAACCGUUGCCACCUGGACAGCCGUACCCGCGUCCGCUGUCGAGCUUUCGACCCAAGUACUUGAACACAACUACGAGACUCGAGCAAUCUGCGCCAUCGCCCACCGUCGAUAACUCAGCAGAUGGCUCUUUCAAGAUUGCCAUCACCUCGGCGCCUUUCUCUGCUGGUCCUCUCUCGCUCGCCCCAGAACCCUCCGGAUCCUCAGAACAGUCAGCCUCGCCUAGACGCCGUCCCCGGCCCCCGGUCUAUCCGCCACUCAACCUGACUAGUACGACAACGAACCUGGUGAAUAGCAGCGAUGGGCAGUCUUCCACUGAGACAGCAGAUGACUGUUCCACGCCUGCCAGUGGUUCCAAACCGACGACGUACCUCAUCGUCUUUACAGCAACGACAACGUUCUUCGGCGACCCCGCCGACUAUGUGCCUGCCUUCCCUCCCAUCGAAACGCCUGUUGCAUGCGUAUCACCAACGCAGACGCCGCUUCACCCUGAUGAGGUAGGGGAACCCGGUUUCGGGGAAGAAGCCCCCGGUUUUGGGGAAAACGAAAACGAAGAGCCAAUGCUUACAACGUUUUGCUUCACCUCUCUGGAUUGGGUAGCCUGUGCGACCGACAUUGUCCAUCCUCCUGGGGCCGUUUCCGUUCCAGGCCACAAGGAGCCUGGUACUGUCACUUUCAUCACCACGGACAAGAAUCCCGCCGUUGUGUUUAGCCCGAUGACCACGCCCAACUAUGGAAAAGACACGAAGAAUCCGCAUGCCGCAGACCAUCACCCUGCCGAUGGUACAAGGCCCCAGAGACCUCACCCGGCUAAUCCAGACGGACCGAAAGAUCUCCCUCACAUUGACAAGCAGCCUGCUGCUAUCACUUUCCCAGUCACCUUGGAGCCAACAAGAGUGAUCAUAGGCGACCAGACCAUCUCUUUACUGCCUACUCAGACAACGACAGUGACAGUGAGCGGCGAACCCUUCGAGAUCAACCCUACUCAAGUUAUCGGGGGCGGCAGCACUAUCGAAAGGCCGUGGAACGGGGGAGACGGCAGUGGGUUCUGGAUCGGCCCAGGCGGGAACGCCGGUUCUGAGGCAGUUCGAAGUGGUGGGCCGCCCGGGAACACCGGAGGCCACGGACCAGUCGGUGGGCCAUUGCCUCCUGCGACUACGACCGUUGGUAAUGUCCCUGUCGUAGUCGGGCCGCCAGGCUCCACGCCUGUGGUGAUUAUCGGCGAGAUGACUAUCUCCGUUCCGCCCCGCGGGACGACAGUGACUGCUGUGGUUCAAGGUACGACGGUCACGGUCGACCAGACUGCGAUUCGUUUCCCGAGUGCAACGGUCCCCAUUCAUGCAGCGACUGCGCAGGCUGUUGAAACGGAGCAUGUGGUUGUCGGCGGCCAGAUGAUCACUGCCAUAGGCUCGACGGUGGUGGUCAUCCAUGAGACAACCAUCACCUAUGGGCCGGGGAUAGCAGUUCGAACGGAAGAAGUUGAUGGUGGGACUGUCACCAUAGGGCCUAAUGGCGUCGUGGUCGACGAGCAGACGAUCGGCGGCCCCAACGCUGGACCGAAGCAGACGGCCUACGAGAUCGUCGGCGGUGUGACCAUUACACAAGUCGGCGCUUCGAUCGUGGUGAUCGAAGACUCGACGUGGACCAUUGGACCCAAUGCCCACACUACCUACACGACGGAGAUCAGGGGCGAGACGAUCAUCAUCUCUCCCGAGGGCGUCACGGUCGAAUCGCUGAGCUUCACCUAUCCAUUUGGGCCGACGGUCGUCACAUCGAUCAAAGCUACUCCAACCGCGACGCUCACGGACCCCUCAGCCUCGCAGACACAGAGAAGCACGGACAACGGGGCUUCAGACGGUGGGACUGCUAAUGGCGACGAUGAUGAUGAGGGUGGUGGACUAGGUUCGCAUGAGGCGCUCGGCGGAGCGUUGUACAACUUGAUAUUUUGCAUGCUGUUUGGCGUUUGGAUCAUCUUAGGGUAUUCAAAAUGGGAGGGCGUUGGCUGCGCAAGGCGGCGCCCAUAA
This is a messenger RNA of Verticillium nonalfalfae, 2391 nucleotides long. RefSeq lists its product as uncharacterized. The record is from RefSeq and is a predicted model, not a curated record. Bases 1 to 2391 code for a protein of 796 amino acids. NCBI's taxonomy places the organism in Eukaryota, Fungi, Ascomycota, Sordariomycetes, Glomerellales, Plectosphaerellaceae. The transcript has 3 exons.